CUCCAAUACAUAUUUGAGCAUUUCUCGGGAUAAAUCACAAGCGCUUCUACCGCCCCCGCUCUCUCCCGCGGAACUGCAAGGGAAAGGGAAGCUUGGCCCUCGGGACGUCCCGUAGUCUGCGGAUGACGAAAAGAAAGAUGGCGCCUCCCACAGGCCGCCCCACGUGCUUUUUCCGGACCGAGCUGACGGUGGCACCGGUUACCGGAAGUGAAGCUUUGGGUCCCGUUCGGUGAAAAGCCGCUGCGGAUCCGAGAGCGAGAAAGACGGAUCUCCCCGGCCGCCAUCAUGUCUGGAAGAAAUAACAACAAGCUGCCCAGCAACCUGCCGCAGCUGCAGAACCUGAUCAAGCGGGACCCCACGGCCUAUGUCGAAGAGUUUAUGCAGCAGUAUAAUCACUACAAGUCCAAUGUGGAAAUUUUCAAAUUACAACCAAACAAACCCAGCAAAGAACUGGCUGAAUUGGUGAUGUUCUUGGCCCAGGUUGGCCACUGUUAUCCAGAACAUCUCGUUGACUUCCCCCAACAGCUGAAGGAACUUCUUUCUUACAACCACACGGUCUUGGAUGCAGGUCUUCGAAUGACAUUUUGCAAAGCUUUGAUGUUGCUGAGAAACAGGAAUCUCAUCAAUCCAACCAGUUUAUUAGAGCUGUUCUUUGAACUUCUGCGUUGCCAUGAUAAGCUUCUGCGAAAGACUUUGUAUACUCAUAUUGUGACCGAUAUCAAGAAUAUUAAUGCCAAACACAAGAACAAUAAAGUGAACGUUGUGCUGCAGAACUUCAUGUACACCAUGCUGAGAGACAGCAAUGCCACGGCUGCCAAGAUCUCUCUGGAUGUGAUGAUCGAGCUGUACAGGAGAAACAUCUGGAAUGAUACCAAAACUGUCAAUGUGAUCACAACUGCAUGCUUUUCUAAAGUGACUAAGAUACUGGUUGCCGGUUUAAAAUUCUUCCUUGGUAAAGAUGAAGAUGAGAAACAAGACAGUGAUUCCGAAUCUGAGGACGAUGGGCCCACAGCAAGAGAUUUGCUUGUUAAAUAUGCCACAGGAAAGAAAACGUCGAAACACAAAAAGAAAUUGGAAAAGGCCAUGAAAGUCUUGAAAAAACAAAAGAAGAAGAAGAAGCCAGAGGUGUUUAAUUUCUCAGCUAUUCAUUUGAUUCAUGAUCCCCAAGAUUUUGCAGAGAAGCUUCUGAAGCAGCUGGAGACCUCUAAAGAGAGAUUCGAAGUCAAGAUGAUGCUCAUGGACCUUAUCUCCAGAUUAGUGGGAAUUCACGAGCUCUUUCUUUUUAACUUCUAUCCCUUCAUACAGCGGUUCCUCCAACCCCAUCAGAGAGAGGUGACAAAGAUUCUUCUCUUUGCUGCCCAAGCAGCCCAUCAGCUUGUACCCCCUGAGAUUAUCGAGUCCUUGCUAAUGACUGUGGCCAACAAUUUUGUCACCGACAAGAACUCUGGGGAGGUUAUGACUGUUGGAAUCAACGCCAUAAAAGAGAUAACAGCUCGAUGCCCUCUGGCCAUGACUGAAGACCUUCUCCAGGAUCUGGCCCAAUACAAAUCCCAUAAAGACAAGAAUGUGAUGAUGUCCGCUAGAACCUUGAUUCAGCUCUUCCGAACCCUGAAUCCACAGAUGUUGCAGAAAAAAUUCAGGGGCAAACCCACCGAGGCUUCGGUAGAAGCAAGAAUCCAAGAAUACGGCGAGUUAGACGCUAAAGAUUACAUUCCAGGGGCUGAAGUUCUCGAUGUGGAGAAAAAGGAGGCGGAUGAAGAAGAUGACGAUGAUGGGUGGGAAAGCGCCAGCCUCAGUGAGGAUGACGAUGAAGAUGGCGAGUGGGUCCAGGUGCACCAUUCCUCCGAUGAAGAGCAACAGGAAAUAGCUGAGAAGCUGAAGAGUGUGCCGGUGGAGGAGCGAAAGGCCAAGGCGGCUGCGGUCAGCACCAGCCGGGUUCUCACCCAAGAAGACUUCCAGAAAAUCCGCCUCGCUCAGCUGAGGAAAGAAAUGGAUGCUGCCCCAGGGAAGUCCCAGAAGAGGAAGAAUUUUGACAUAGACAGUGAAGAGGAAGAGAGGGGGGAGUUGCUUUCCUUGAGGGACAUCGAACAUCUCCAUAAAAAACCCAAGUCUGACAAAGAGACGAGACUGGCAACCGCGAUGGCUGGGAAGACAGACAGAAAAGAAUUUGUGAAGAAGAAAACCAAGCUGAACCCAUUUGCUAGUUCGACAAAUAAAGAAAAGAAAAAGCAGAAGAAUUUUAUGAUGAUGAGGUACAGCCAUAACAUCCGCUCCAAAACAAAACGUUCCUUCAGAGAAAAGCAGUUGGCUCUACGGGAUGCACUUUUGAAAAAGAGGAAAAAGCUAAUGAAGUAACCAUCACACGGGAGUGACAAAGUGCUGUUUUUGCAGUAUUGCUUUGGAAAGGCAGGGGCCUUGUUGACGACGGAAUGGGAGCUCCAUACAUGGGAAGGUGUAGAAUCACAGAACCUCUGAGCCGGAAGAGGCCUCGGGAGCCAGCCAUCCAGCCCAACUCCUACCCAUCCUGACCACUGGUCACUCUGCCUGUGCUUAUUGAUCCCCAUGGAGAGGGUGCUCUUAUUAACUGCACAAAAUGUUGCACUAGUUAAAAGUAUUUUUAUUUUGGAGAUGAAAAAUUACCAAUAUCUGUAAAAAAAUUGACAAAAAAGAAAUAAUUUAUUUGUCCAAUGGACAUGUAUUUCAUUAGUCAGCCCAGGAUAGUGUGGUGCUGAUGACAAUGCUGGUCUGAGCCCUAACUUGGUGAACCGCUUUGUGUUUGCCCAGUGAGUCUGGUGACUGACCUACACACAUUUGGGCAGACUACUACAAUUCAUGCCAAAGGGUUAAAUUUUUUUUUAAUAAACAUAAGGAAAUGCUUGUUGGUGAAUUAAAGCAAAUUGGUGAAUAAUUUACUUUAAAAAAAAUAAACUGAAUUGUACAUAAUUGUCUUGAA
This is a messenger RNA of Trichosurus vulpecula (common brushtail), 2953 nucleotides long. It is a transcript of the gene SDAD1, whose product is annotated as SDA1 domain containing 1. The coding region runs from base 286 to 2355 and encodes 689 amino acids. Gene Ontology annotation, cellular component: nucleolus. Gene Ontology annotation, biological process: ribosomal large subunit export from nucleus; ribosomal large subunit biogenesis. The record is from RefSeq and is a predicted model, not a curated record. The transcript has 22 exons. Lineage: Eukaryota; Metazoa; Chordata; Mammalia; Diprotodontia; Phalangeridae.